This is a messenger RNA of Osmia bicornis bicornis, 2273 nucleotides long. RefSeq lists its product as uncharacterized. Bases 265 to 2046 code for a protein of 593 amino acids. The transcript has 2 exons. The record is from RefSeq and is a predicted model, not a curated record. Lineage: Eukaryota; Metazoa; Arthropoda; Insecta; Hymenoptera; Megachilidae.
CACCGCAAAGGAACGAUCCAAACGAUAUUACGAUAGACACGCAAGACCAGUUCAAUUCAAAAUUGGAGACUCAGCUUACGUAUUAAAGGAACCAAGAAGCAAAUUAGAUCCCCAUUAUGUCGGGCCAUAUGAAAUAAUAGACGUAACCGAUUUAAACAAUGUCGUCUUAAAAGCAGAAAAUAAUAAAAUCAUCACUAAACAUCAAGAUAAACUCAAAAUCGCAUAUUCCGAAUAACACAACCUCUAUCCUUGCAGAUAACAAUCAUGGAUCGAAUUACCACGCUACUGCUGUUCAUCGGGUUGGCGAUGAAUUUGGACGCAUCAGAUGACGUUGGAAUAACGACAUUUGAACAGAACACGGGAUUGUACUUUGAAAAAUUACCACCUCUGAAGAUCUACCAUAUUCAAUGGCGUUUGGUUACCUCAAUAGAAAUCAAAAACUAUCUUCGACACCGCCCAAUGCUGGACGAACACCUGCACCAGAUUGAAAUGAUUUGCAAGGAUCAUAACUUCACCAAUUGCCCAAGCCAACUGUAUGGACAACAAUUGCGGGACAAGCUGGCGCAGACAGACAGAUACAGCGAUCUCUUGAAGGCUUUUACGGGAGACAUCCCCAAGGAACAAUACCACAGGAUUAGAAUCAGAAGAAGCGCUCCUCUUUCUUUCAUUGGAACAAUUAGCAAGGUACUGUUUGGGACCCUCACAGAAGACGAUGCUCACUAUUACAACCAAGAAUUGGAUAAAUUAUACACCGGUCAAGGACAGAUGGCCGAAAUAAUAGCAAAUCAAACUUACAUCAUGCGUUCUGAAUUCGACAACCUCCACGCACAACUCCUAAACACAACGUUAGAAGCUCACUUUAUAAUGAAUGAGGUUAUCACUCUGGGGAAAGAAUUACAUAAAACUCAGACUGAAAUCAAAGGAAUGGAGAUCAGGAACCUCUUGUUAGGGUGGACUGACCAACUGGACAAAGCCAUUCAGGAAUAUCACUCAAGCCUGAUCAUCAUCAUAGAUGCUAUUCUUUUUGCUAAACAAGGGACUCUUCAUCCGGCAAUUUUGUCGCCACAACAGCUACUAGAUGCAGCCAGGAAAAUAAUGGAUUCUACCACUUAUGAAUUUCCCCUGACACCUACAGAAAUACUUUCGGAACAAUUCAGCGGAAUUGCGAAAUUUCAUGUAACGUAUACCAAAGGAAGAAUACUAUUUGAACUCAUCGUCCCUCUACUGGAUACUACAGUUUACGACCUGUAUAAAGUACAUUCGAGCCCAAUAACCCAGGUAAAGGGUACAACAACGUUAACUGUUUUUAUCAAACCUAGCACCCCAUACCUCGCCGUAGCCAUGAACGGCAUAACAUAUGUCACUCCCGACGAAGAAUAUAUCCGACAAUGCUACAACCUCCACGGACACUACAUCUGUCAAGCUACGAUUCCAAUAGCUUAUCUGAGGAACAAACCAACCUGUGAGACGGAGCUCUUGAGCCAGACAACCAUGGACAGCUGGAACAUGUGCGACGUCCGCCUGACGCCAACCUUCAAGGACCUUUGGCAACCACUAUUAUAUAAGCAAGAUUGGUUGUUCUAUGUGAAGGAAGGGAAAAAGAUAUAUUUCUACUGUAGGGACCGGUCAGCUGGUUCACAAUACAUUCAGGGAACAGGGAUCUUGAAAUUAAAACCAGGCUGUACUGCAAUAACGGAUUCAACAAGAAUUCGGGCAUUGGAUACAAUCGAAUCGAAAGAAGAAUUCACUUACGCACCGACAAUAUCUUUAGAUAUAACAAGAAUUUUGCCGGAUUUUGGUGAUCACCACGUGGAGGCAAUCAAGCAGUUAACCAAUUCAAACAUUUCGCAAGCACAACCUACCAACAAUUGGCCAAAAAACGAGGCGACCAUUUCGCUAAUGCAGCUAGAAGAAAAGGCACGGACUCUUGCAGAACACCACAAAACCAGGCACCCCUCCACCAACAUGGGACCAGCCACUCCAAGGACCAGCAUCCAACCGAUCAACCAGCAACGGUGGCCAUCAAUCAAAAACUCCCUAAGCUAAGUCCCCACAUAUACACAAUUACAUACACGCACACCACACAUCGCAAUAGUUCAGUUCAAAAGUAAUAGAAUCAUUUGGCAAUUUUGGUGUACUCAUCCGACUCCGAAUGGUGAAAGCAUCGUAACAAACGAUGUUUCAUCUUAGAGGGGAGAUGUUACGUAUCCGUCUUGGAAAUUUCCUUAUAUGGUGUUACAAACCCUUCUCAAGAAAUUUCCUUAUAUGGAAUC